AUGGAAAAGCUGAAUUCACCAUCUGACGAAGUUUUAUCUCACGCUAUAAUGGAAAUGAACGAGCCAGUAAUAUUUCAACAUAUGUUAAAAAAUGAACAAGGUGAAUAUAUUUGGAAAUUAUUUGAAUGGAAUAUAUCCGAACUUGCUGAAAAAUUUGGGGAUGUUAAAUUACCAUUUCGAGUUGGCUAUAAUGCUAGAUCUAUGGGUCCACAAUGGGAGGUAAAUUGUUCAACAGUUUUGAUGACACUAUCAGAGUUUAUACAACAUAUAGACCAGCAUGAAAAUGAUAAAAAAUGGUACUACUUUGAUUAUAAGUACAUGCAAGAAUGGUUCAAAAAUAAAUUAGAAAUAAUAAAUUCAGUAAAUUGGAAAAGAUUUGGUAUUGAUAAAACUGGAAAUGAUUCUACUGUUUGGAUUGGAAGUAAAGGUGCUCACACAAAUUGUCAUCAAGAUUCUUAUGGUUGUAACUUAGUAGCUCAGAUUCAUGGAAGGAAACAAUGGAUAUUAUUUCCUCCAAGUUCAAGUAAUUUUCUUCAACCAACAAGAGUUCCUUAUGAAGAAUCAACAAUAUAUAGUAAAUACAAUUUUUUUUGCCCUACUAAAGAGGAUGAGGCUAAUGUAUUAAAGAUACAAGAUAAACCAAAAAUAGUAACUCUGGAGCCAGGAGAUGUAUUAUUUGUUCCUCCUGGUUGGUGGCAUUAUGUGGAAUCAUUGGAUUUUACAGUCAGUGUGAAUAUAUGGUUACCCAUAGUAAGAGAUAAUGUAUCAAGAGUUAAAGAAGCUAUUGUCAAAUUAAUUGUAGCCAGAAUUGGAAAACAUAUUUGUAGUACAUCUGAUGAAGCUAAUUGUACAUUAUCUUAUUGUAUGAAUUUGUUGAACAUUACACUUGGACAAUGUAAAAACAUGGACAAUGUAGAAUUGCCUUCUAAAAGAAUGAAACAUAGUACAUGGACAGCUAAAGAGUUAGCAGCAGAAUAUCCUGUCUAUGUGAAUUUGCUUCAUGAACUUGAAACAAUGGAAUUAGAAGAACUUCUAAAAAUGAAGAUGGAAAGAUUUUCUGAAAACUGCAUUGAAUUUUUAAAAGGCAAUACUUCUGAAACAGAUAUUGAUGUACAGAAUACUUAUUCUUCUACUCAACAAUUAUCUGAAAAUAUUCUUAAUGCACUAUGUCAUCCUGAUGUUGUUAAUAAAGUUGCAGAACUUUUAUUACAAUGUAGUGUGUAA
Messenger RNA from Habropoda laboriosa, 1224 nucleotides. RefSeq names its product HSPB1-associated protein 1 (gene HSPBAP1). The record is from RefSeq and is a predicted model, not a curated record. The transcript has 4 exons. NCBI's taxonomy places the organism in Eukaryota, Metazoa, Arthropoda, Insecta, Hymenoptera, Apidae. Gene Ontology annotation, molecular function: 2-oxoglutarate-dependent dioxygenase activity. Bases 1 to 1224 code for a protein of 407 amino acids.